CACGCCUCAUUGUGGACUUCUCCCUAGGCUGUGUGACCGAGACUCCGCGAGAGACUGAGGAGAGGACCGAGGAGAGGACCGGAAGGAGGGGCGGGCUCCUGGCUAGGCAUUCGCUCCUGGACGAGUCCUGCAAAAGAUGGAGAAGGAGGAGGAGGCAACGCGGGAGCUGCUGCUGCCCAACUGGCAGGGCAGCGGCUCCCACGGGCUGACCAUUGCCCAGAGGGACGAUGGCGUCUUCGUGCAGGAGGUCAUGCAGAACUCCCCUGCGGCCCGCACGGGGGUGGUCAAGGAGGGGGACCAGAUUGUGGGUGCCACCAUCUACUUUGACAACCUGCAGUCGGGCGAGGUGACACAGCUGCUGAGUACCAUGGGGCACCACACGGUGGGUCUGAAGCUGCAGCGGAAGGGGGACCGCUCCCCUGAGCCGGGCCAGACCUGGACGCACGAAGUCUUCAGCUCCCGCACCUCUGAAGUGGUUCUGGUGAGUGCCUCGCCGGCCCGUCCACGCCCUGAGCUCCCGGCCACGCCGCCCGCCAGGGACCAGAUUGUGGGUGCCACCAUCUACUUUGACAACCUGCAGUCGGGCGAGGUGACACAGCUGCUGAGUACCAUGGGGCACCACACGGUGGGUCUGAAGCUGCAGCGGAAGGGGGACCGCUCCCCUGAGCCGGGCCAGACCUGGACGCACGAAGUCUUCAGCUCCCGCACCUCUGAAGUGGUUCUGAGCGGGGAUGACGAGGAGUACCAGCGCAUCUAUGCCACGAAGAUCAAGCCCCGGCUGAAGUCGGAGGACGGAGUGGAAGGGGAGCCUGGGGAGACCCAGAGCCGCACCAUCACGGUGACCAGAAGGGUCACGGCCUACACUGUGGAUGUGACGGGCCGGGAAGGAGCCAAGGACAUCGACAUCAGCAGCCCUGAGUUCAAGUUCAAGAUUCCACGGCACGAGCUGACCGAAAUCUCCACUGUGGAUGUGGAGACCCAGUCUGGGAAGACAGUGAUCCGGCUGCCCUCGGGCUCGGGGGCAGCGUCUCCGGCCACAGGCUCUGCUGUGGACAUUCGAGCAGGCUCCAUUGCCACCUCGGGACCAGAGCUCCAUGGUGCUGGCCACUCGAAGCUGCAGGUCACCGUGCCGGGGAUAAAGGAUGUGGAUCUGAGCCUUGGGUCCUCCAAGCUGAGAGGAGAUAUUAAGGUUUCUGCUCCGGGAAUGCAAGGUGAUGUCAAAGGCCCUCAAGUGGCAGUUAAAGGCUCCAAAGUGGACAUAGAGACACCCAGCCUAGAGGGGACUCUGGUAGGACCGAAGCUGAGUGGUCCUUCUGGAAAAAUGGGAACCUGCAGUAUCUCCAUGGCAGAUGUAGACUUAAAUGUGGCUGCACCGAAAGUGAAAGGGGGUGUAGAUGUCACCCUCCCCAAAGUAGAAGGGAAAGUCAAAAUCCCCGAGAUGGAUGUCAAAGGCCCCAAAGUGGAUGUCAGCGCCCCAGAUGUGGAACUUCAUGGCCCGGAAUGGAACCUGAAAAUGCCCAAGAUGAAAAUGCCCAAGUUCAGCACUCCAGGAGUCAAAGGAGAAGGCUCAGAUAUAGACGUAAAUCUACCCAAAGGAGAUGUCCGUAUUACGGGGCCCAACGUCAACAUGGAAGCUCCAGAUGUCAACAUAGGAGGCCUGGGGGGCAAACUUAAAGGUCCUGAUAUGAAGUUGCCUGAAGUGAGUGUCAAGACACCAAAGAUCUCCAUGCCUGACGUAGAUCUGCAUGUGAAAGGCCCCAAGGUGAAAGGAGAGUACGAUGUAACGGUGCCAAAACUUGAAGGGGAACUGAAAGGCCCCCAGAUGGACGUUAAUGCCCCAGAUGUGGAUGUUCACGGCCCAGAAUGGCAUCUGAAGAUGCCCAAGAUGAAAAUGCCCAAGUUCAGUGUGCCAGGGUUCAAAGCAGAGGGCCCAGAUGUGGAUGUGAACCUGCCCAAGCCUGAUGUGGACAUUUCCGGGCCCAAGGUAGAUGUGACUGCUCCAGAUGUGAGAAUUGAGGGACCAGAAGGAAAAUUGAAAGGACCCAAAUUUAAGAUGCCCGAGAUGAAUAUCAAGGCCCCGAAGAUCUCCAUGCCAGAUGUGGACUUACAUUUGAAAGGCCCUAGCGUAAAAGGAGAAUACGAUGUUACGGUGCCAAAGGCUGAAGGUGAGAUUAAAGUUCCUGAUGUUGAACUUAAAAGUGCCAAGUUGGACAUUGAUGUUCCAGAUGUGGACGUUCAAGGCCCAGACUGGAACUUGAAGAUGCCCAAAAUGAAAAUGCCCAAGUUCAGCAUGCCUGGCUUCAAAGCAGAGGGCCCAGACGUGGAUGUGAACCUGCCCAAAGCUGACAUUGGCAUCUCAGGACCCAAGGUGGAUGUGGACAUUCCAGAUGUGAAUAUUGAAGGACCUGAAGGGAAGCUGACAGGUCCCAAGUUUAAGAUGCCUGAGAUGAACAUCAAGGCCCCCAAGAUCUCCAUGCCUGAGGUGGACUUGCACAUGAAAGGUCCCAAGGUAAAGGGAGAAUAUGAUGUUACAGUGCCAAAGCUGGAAGGUGACCUGAAAGGGCCAAAAGUAGAUGUCAGUGCCCCAGAUGUUGAAGUUCAUGGUCCUGAUUGGAACCUCAAGAUGCCCAAGAUGAAAAUGCCCAAAUUUACCAUGCCCAGCCUCAAAGGAGAGGGUCCAGAAUUGGAUGUGAACCUGCCCAAGGCUGAUGUAGACCUUUCUGCACCCAAGAUCGAUGUUAGUGCUCCAGAUCUGAGCCUUGAGGGACCUGAAGGGAAGUUGAAAGGCCCCAAGUUCAAGAUGCCUGAGAUGCACUUCAAAGCUCCUAAGAUGACUCUGCCAGAUGUUGACCUCAAUCUUAAAGGACCCAAAAUGAAAGGAAAUCUAGAGAUGUCUGCACCAAAACUAGAAGGUGAGAUGACAGUUCCAGACGUGGACCUCAAAGGGCCCAGCGUAGACAUUAAAGCACCAGAUGUGGAAGUACAAGGUGGAGACUGGAGCCUGAAAAUGCCCAAGAUGAAAAUGCCCAAGUUCAGCGUGCCUGGCUUCAAAGCAGAGGGCCCAGAAGUGGAUGUGAACCUGCCCAAGGCUGACAUCGACAUCUCUGGACCCAAGGUUGACAUAGAAGCUCCAGACGUGAGCCUUGAGGGACCAGAAGGGAAGCUGAAGGGUCCCAAGUUCAAGAUGCCUGACAUGCACUUCAAGGCCCCCAAGAUCUCCAUGCCUGAUGUGGACUUCAACUUGAAAGGCCCCAAAGUCAAAGGGGAUGUGGAUGUGUCAGUGCCCAAGAUAGAAGGUGAAAUGAAAGUGCCAGAUGUGGACAUCAAAGGACCCAAAGUGGACGUUGAUGUCCCAGAUGUGGAUGUGCAUGGACCAGACUGGCAUCUGAAGAUGCCCAAGAUGAAAAUGCCCAAGUUCAGCAUGCCGGGCUUCAAAGGAGAGGGCCCCGAAGUGGAUGUGAACCUGCCCAAGGCUGACAUUGACAUCUCCGGACCCAAGGUUGACAUUGAAGCUCCAGAUGUGAGUCUUGAGGGACCAGAAGGGAAGCUGAAGGGUCCAAAGUUUAAGAUGCCUGACAUGCACUUCAAGGCUCCCAAGAUCUCCAUGCCUGAUGUGAACUUGAAUCUUAAGGGACCAAAACUAAAAGGAGAUGCGGAUGUGUCUUUGCCUGAUGUAGAAGGUGAAAUAAAAGUGCCAGAUGUCAACCUUAAAGGGCCCAAAGCUGACAUCAGUGCUCCAGAUGUGGAUAUUCAUGGCCCAGACUGGCACCUGAAGAUGCCCAAGGUGAAAAUGCCCAAGUUCAGCAUGCCGGGCUUCAAAGGAGAGGGCCCAGAAGUGGAUGUGAACCUGCCCAAGGCUGACUUUGAUGUCUCAGGACCCAAGGUGGAUGUUGAAGUUCCAGAUGUGAACAUUGAAGGUCCAGAUGCAAAACUAAAAGGUCCUAAAUUUAAGAUGCCAGAAAUGAACAUAAAGCCUCAGAAGAUACCAAUACCAGAUGUUGGUUUGCAUUUGAAAGGUCCUAAAAUGAAAGUAGAUUAUGACGUGACUGUCCCAAAAGUAGAAGGAGAGAUACAGACUCCUGAUGUCAACAUUAAAGGACCCAAAGUAGACAUUAAUGCACCAGACAUGGGAGUUCAUGGCCCAGACUGGCACCUGAAGAUGCCCAAGGUGAAGAUGCCCAAGUUCAGCAUGCCAGGCUUCAAAGGAGAGGGCCCAGAAGUGGAUGUGAACCUGCCCAAGGCUGACAUCGACAUCUCUGGACCCAAGGUUGACAUUGAAGCCCCAGACGUGAGCCUUGAGGUACCAGAAGGGAAGCUGAAGGGCCCCAAGUUCAAGAUGCCUGACAUGCACUUCAAGACUCCCAAGAUCUCCAUGCCUGAUGUGGACUUACACUUGAAAGGCCCCAAAGUCAAAGGCGAUGUCGAUGUGUCUGUGCCGAAAUUGGAGGGAGAUUUGAAGGGCCCCAGCGUGGAUGUGAAGGUGCCUGACGUUGAUCUCGAAUGUCCUGAUGCAAAGUUGAAAGGGCACAAGUUCAAGAUGCCUGACAUGCACUUCCAUGCCCCCAAGAUCUCCAUGCCUGAUGUGGACUUCAACUUAAAGGGGCCUAAAAUUAAAGGAGACUUUGAUGUUUCAGCCCCAAAGAUGGAAGGAGAGCUAAAGGGUCCAGAACUGGAUGUUAAGGGCCCCAAAUUGGAUGUUGACAUGCCAGAUGUAGCUGUGGAAGGCCCAGAUGGCAAAUGGAAAAGUCCUAAAUUCAAGAUGCCAGACAUGCAUUUUAAAACUCCUAAAAUCUCCAUGCCAGACAUUAAUCUACACUUAAAAAGCCCCAAGGUCAAGGGAGAGGUGGAUGUCGAUGUUCCCAAAUUGGAAGGCGACCUCAAAGGUGACAUCAGUGGGCCAGAUAUCGACAUUGAAGGACCUGAGGGCAAAUUGAAAGGCCCCAAGUUCAAGAUGCCUGACAUGCAUUUCAAAGCCCCAAAUAUAUCUAUGCCUGAUGUGGACCUAAAUCUGAAAGGACCGAAAAUCAAGGGGGAUGUCGAUGUGUCUGUGCCUGAAGUAGAAGGUAAAAUUAAAGUACCAGAUGUGAACGUCAAGGGCCCCAAAGUAGACAUAAGUGCUCCUGAAGUUCAUGGCCCAGACUGGCACCUGAAGAUGCCCAAGAUGAAAAUGCCCAAGUUCAGCAUGCCAGGCUUCAAAGCAGAGGGCCCAGAAGUGGAUGUGAAUCUUCCCAAGGCUGACAUUGAUGUCUCAGGACCCAAAGUUGACAUUGAAGCCCCAGAUGUGAGCAUUGAGGGUCCAGAGGGAAAAAUCAAGGGGCCUAAAUUUAAGAUGCCAGAGAUGAACAUCAAAGCCCCAAAGAUCUCCAUGCCUGAUGUAGAUUUACAUUUGAAAGGUCCUAAGGUCAAAGGAGACAUAGACCUUUCCCUGCCGAAGGUGGAAGGUGACCUCAAGGGCCCCAAAGUGGACAUUGAUGCCCCAGAUGUGGAUGUUCAAGGCCCAGACUGGCACCUGAAGAUGCCCAAGAUGAAAAUGCCCAAGUUCAGCAUGCCAGGCUUCAAAGGAGAGGGCCCAGAAGUGGAUGUGAACCUGCCCAAGGCUGAUAUUGACAUCUCCGGACCCAAGGUUGACAUUGAAGCCCCAGACGUGAACAUUGAGGGCCCAGAAGGAAAACUGAAAGGCCCUAAGUUCAAGAUGCCUGACAUGCACUUCCAUGCCCCCAAGAUCUCCAUGCCUGAUUUGCAUCUGAAAGGUCCCAAAGUCAAGGGUGAUAUGGACGUUUCUCUGCCUAAAGUGGAAGGCCCUGAAGUUGACAUCAAGGGCCCCAAAGUGGACAUUGCUGCACCAGAUGUGGAUGUUCAAGGGCCAGACUGGCACCUGAAGAUGCCCAAAGUGAAAAUGCCCAAGUUCAGCAUGCCAGGCUUCAAAGGAGAGGGCCCUGAAGUGGAUGUGACCCUGCCCAAGGCUGACAUCGAUGUCUCGGCACCCAAAGUGGACCUUGAAUGUCCUGAUGUGAAUAUUGAAGGGCCUGAAGGAAAGUGGAAAAGUCCAAAGUUUAAGAUGCCUGAUAUGCAUUUUAAGACACCAAAGAUCUCCAUGCCAGAUAUUGAUCUUAACCUAACAGGACCCAAAAUAAAAGGCGAUAUGGAUGUCACAGGUCCCAAGAUCGAGGGAGAUCUGAAAGGUCCUGAAGUUGACCUCAAAGGCCCCAAAGUGGACAUUGAUGUUCCAGAUGUGGAUGUUCAUGGCCCAGACUGGCACCUGAAGAUGCCCAAGAUGAAAAUGCCCAAGUUCAGCAUGCCUGGCUUCAAAGCAGAAGGCCCAGAAGUGGAUGUGAACCUCCCCAAGGCUGACAUUGAUGUAACUGGACCCAAGGUGGACAUUGAGGGCCCUGAUGUUAACAUUGAAGGGCCAGAAGGAAAGUUGAAAGGUCCUAAGUUCAAGAUGCCUGAGAUGAACAUCAAGGCCCCCAAGAUCUCCAUGCCUGACUUUGACAUGCAUCUGAAAGGUCCCAAAGUAAAGGGUGAUGUUGAUGUUUCUCUGCCUAAAGUUGAAGGCCCUGAAGUCGACAUCAAGGGCCCCAAAGUGGACGUUGAUGUCCCAGACGUGGAUGUUCACGGCCCAGACUGGCACCUGAAGAUGCCCAAGGUGAAAAUGCCCAAGUUCAGUAUGCCAGGCUUCAAAGGAGAGGGCCCAGAAGUGGAUGUGAACCUGCCCAAGGCUGACUUUGAUGUCUCAGGACCCAAGGUGGACAUUGAAGGUCCUGAUGUGAAUAUCGAAGGCCCAGAUGCGAAACUGAAGGGCCCCAAGUUCAAGAUGCCUGAGAUGAACAUCAAAGCUCCUAAGAUCUCCAUGCCUGACAUUGAUCUGAACCUGAAAGGCCCCAAAGUGAAAGGUGAUGUGGACGUGUCUUUACCAAAAAUGGAAGGUGAGAUUAAAGUUCCUGAAGUGGAUAUUAAAGGCCCUAAAGUGGACAUUGACGUUCCAGAUGUGGAUGUUCAUGGUCCUGAUUGGCACCUGAAGAUGCCCAAGGUGAAAAUGCCCAAGUUCAGCAUGCCGGGCUUCAAAGGAGAGGGCCCUGAAGUGGAUGUGAACCUGCCCAAAGCUGACUUUGAUGUCUCAGGACCCAAGGUGGACAUUGAAGGUCCAGAUGUGAAUAUCGAAGGUCCAGAUGCAAAACUGAAGGGCCCCAAGUUCAAGAUGCCAGAGAUGAACAUCAAAGCUCCUAAGAUCUCCAUGCCAGAUUUGGACCUUAAUCUUAAAGGCCCUAAAAUGAAAGGAGAGGUGGAUGUUUCACUUCCAAAUGUAGAAGGUGAUUUGAAAGGGCCUACUCUUGACAUCAAGGGCCCGAAGGUAGAUCUAGAUGCUCCGGCUGUUGACAUUCAUGGUCCAGAAGGCAAACUAAAAGGCCCCAAAGUGAAGAUGCCUGACAUGCAUGUAAACAUGCCCAAGAUCUCCAUGCCAGAAAUUGACCUGAAUUUGAAAGGUUCAAAGCUUAAGGGAGAGGUUGAUGUUUCUGGGCCCAAAUUAGAAGGUGACAUUAAAGCUCCCAAGUUGGAUGUAAAGGGCCCAGAAGUGGACAUUUCUGGUCCUAAGCUCAAUAUUGAAGGCAAGUCAAAGAAAUCUCGUUUUAAGCUUCCCAAAUUUAAUUUUUCGGGCUCCAAAGUCCAGACACCUGAGGUGGAUGUCAAAGUUAAAAAGCCAGAUAUUGAUGUAACAGGCCCGAAAGUUGACAUCAACGCUCCUGAUGUCGAAGUCCAAGGAAAAGUAAAAGGCUCCAAGUUCAAAAUGCCUUUCCUGAGUAUUUCAUCCCCUAAAGUUUCUAUGCCUGAUGUAGAGUUAAACCUGAAAAGUCCUAAAGUCAAAGGAGACUUGAAUGUGGCAGGCCCGGAUGUAGAAGGUGACUUUAAAGGACCCCAAGUGGAUAUUAAGGCACCAGAAGUCCAUCUUGAUGCACCUGAUGUGGAUGUUCAUGGUCCAGACUGGAAUUUGAAAAUGCCCAAGAUGAAAAUGCCCAAGUUUGGUGUGCCUGGCUUCAAAGCAGAAGGGCCAGAUAUGUCUGUGGAUCUGCCAAAAGGAGAUAUCAACAUAGAGGCUCCCAAAGUGGACAUUGAGGGCCCAGAAAUCAAUGUGGAAGGUCUAGAAGGAGGCUUAAAAGGUCCCAGACUCAAGAUGCCUGACAUGAAUAUUAAAGCUCCCAAGAUCUCCAUGCCUGACAUUGAUUUAAAUCUGAAGGGUCCCAAGGUAAAAGGUGAUGUGGAUGUUUCUCUUCCCAAAGUGGAAGGAGAGCUGAAAGGUCCAGGGAUUGACAUCAAAGGGCCCAAAGUGGACAUCGAUGCCCCUGAUGUAGACGUUCAUGGCCCAGACUGGCACCUGAAAAUGCCCAAGGUGAAAAUGCCCAAGUUCAGCAUGCCGGGCUUCAAAGCAGAGGGCCCGGAUGUGGACGUAAACCUUCCCAAGGCCGACAUUGAUGUUCCCGAUGUGAGUCUCGAAGGUCCAGAUGCGAAACUGAAGGGCCCCAAAUUCAAGAUGCCUGAGAUGAACAUCAAAGCUCCCCAAAUCUCCAUGCCUGACAUUGAUCUGAACCUGAAGGGCCCCAAAAUGAAGGGCGAUGUAGACGUGUCUUUGCCAAAAGUGGAAGGUGACCUAAAGGGCCCUGAGGUGGACAUCAAGGGCCCCAAAGUGGACAUUGACACUCCUGACAUUAACAUUGAAGGCCCAGAGGGGAAAUUGAAGGGGCCUAAAUUCAAGAUGCCAGAGAUGCACCUAAAGGCUCCCAAGCUCUCCAUGCCUGACAUUGACUUAAACCUGAAAGGCCCCAAGGUGAAGGGUGAUAUGGACGUUUCUCUUCCCAAGAUGGAAGCGGAUCUGAAAGGCCCUGAGAUUGACAUCAAAGGUCCAAAAGUGGACAUGAAUGCCCCUGAUGUGGACGUCCAUGGCCCAGACUGGCACCUGAAGAUGCCCAAGGUGAAAAUGCCCAAAUUCAGCAUGCCUGGCUUCAAAGGAGAGGGCCCAGAAGUGGAUGUGAACCUGCCCAAAGCUGACAUCGAUGUCUCAGCACCCAAAGUGGACCUGGAAGGCCCUGACAUGAAUAUUGAGGGACCUGAGGGAAAGCUGAAAGGUCCUAAGUUCAAAAUGCCGGAGAUGAGCAUCAAGGCCCCCAAGAUCUCCAUGCCUGACUUCGAUUUGCAUCUGAAAGGUCCUAAGGUCAAAGGAGAUGUGGAUGUUGCCCUGCCUAAGGUGGAAGGUGACCUGAAAGGCCCUGAAGUUGACAUCAAGGGCCCCAAAGUGGACAUUAAUGCACCAGAUGUGGAUGUUCAUGGCCCAGACUGGCACCUGAAAAUGCCCAAGAUGAAAAUGCCCAAGUUCAGCAUGCCUGGCUUCAAAGCAGAAGGCCCAGAAGUGGAUGUGAACCUCCCCAAGGCUGACAUUGAUGUCUCAGGACCCAAAGUAGAUGUUGAAAUGCCAGAUGUCAAUAUUGAAGGUCCGGAUGCAAAACUGAAGGGCCCCAAGUUCAAGAUGCCAGAGAUGAACAUCAAGGCCCCCAAGAUCUCCAUGCCUGACUUUGAUUUGCAUCUGAAAAGUCCUAAGGUGAAAGGUGAUGUAGAUGUUUCUCUGCCUAAGGUGGAAGGUGACUUAAAGGGCCCUGACGUUGACAUCAAAGGCCCCAAAGUGGAUAUCGAUGUCCCAGACGUGGAUGUUCACGGCCCAGACUGGCACCUGAAGAUGCCCAAGGUGAAAAUGCCCAAGUUCAGCAUGCCGGGCUUCAAAGGAGAGGGCCCAGAUGUGGAUGUGAACCUGCCCAAGGCUGACAUUGAUGUCUCAGGACCCAAGGUGGACAUAGACACUCCUGACAUUGACAUUCAUGGCCCAGAAGGGAAACUCAAGGGCCCCAAGUUCAAAAUGCCUGACCUGCAUCUCAAAGCACCCAAGAUCUCCAUGCCUGAAGUCGACCUGAACCUGAAGGGUCCUAAAGUAAAGGGCGAUGUGGACGUUUCUCUGCCCAAAGUGGAAGGUGACCUCAAGGGCCCUGAACUUGACAUCAAAGGCCCCAAAGUGGACAUCGACGUCCCUGAUGUGGACGUGCAUGGUCCCGACUGGCACCUGAAGAUGCCCAAGGUGAAAAUGCCCAAGUUCAGCAUGCCGGGCUUCAAAGGAGAGGGCCCAGAUGUGGAUGUGAACCUGCCCAAGGCUGACUUUGAUGGUCCAGAUGUGAGUAUCGAAGGUCCAGAUGCGAAACUGAAGGGCCCCAAGUUCAAGAUGCCUGAGAUGAACAUCAAAGCUCCAAAGAUCUCCAUGCCUGACCUUGACUUGAACCUGAAAGGUCCCAAAGUGAAGGGCGAUGUGGAUGUUUCCCUGCCUAAGGUGGAAGGUGACCUCAAGGGCCCUGGAAUUGACAUCAAAGGCCCUAAAGUGGACGUCGAUGUCCCUGAUGUGGAUGUUCACGGUCCCGACUGGCACCUGAAGAUGCCCAAGGUGAAAAUGCCCAAGUUCAGCAUGCCAGGCUUCAAAGGAGAGGGCCCUGAAGUGGAUGUGAACCUCCCUAAAGCUGACAUUGAUAUCUCUGGCCCCAAAGUGGAUAUUGCUGCCCCAGAUCUGAAUAUCGAAGGUCCAGAUGCAAAAUUGAAGGGCCCUAAGUUCAAGAUGCCUGAGAUGAACAUUAAAGCCCCCAAGAUCUCCAUGCCUGACUUUGACUUAAGCCUGAAAGGGCCGAAGGUGAAGGGCGAUGUGGACCUUUCACUGCCUAAGGUGGAAGGUGAUCUGAAAGGACCAGAGGUGGACAUUGAAGGUCCUGAAGGGAAACUCAAGGGCCCCAAGUUUAAGAUGCCUGAUGUGCAUUUCAAAACCCCACAAAUCUCCAUGAGUGACAUUGAUUUGAACUUGAAAGGACCUAAAGUAAAAGGAGAUUUGGACCUUUCCGUUCCUAAACUGGAAGGAGAUCUGAAAGGCCCCAAAGUGGAUAUUAAAGGCCCUAAGCUGGACAUAGACACUCCUGACAUUGACAUUCAUGGCCCGGAAGGGAAACUCAAGGGCCCCAAGUUCAAAAUGCCUGACCUGCAUCUCAAAGCACCCAAGAUCUCCAUGCCUGAAGUUGACCUGAACGUGAAGGGUCCUAAAGUAAAGGGCGAUGACGUUUCCCUGCCUAUGGUGGAAGGUGACCUCAAGGGCCCUGGAAUUGACAUCAAAGGGCCCAAAGUGGACAUCGAUGUCCCUGAUGUGGACAUGCAUGGUCCCGACUGGCACCUGAAGAUGCCCAAGGUGAAAAUGCCCAAGUUCAGCAUGCCGGGCUUCAAAGGAGAGGGCCCUGAUGUGGAUGUGAACCUGCCCAAGGCUGACUUUGAUGUCUCAGGACCCAAGGUGGACAUUGAUGUUCCAGAUGUGAGUAUCGAAGGCCCAGAUGCGAAACUGAAGGGCCCCAAGUUCAAGAUGCCUGAGAUGAACAUCAAAGCUCCGAAGAUCUCCAUGCCAGAUCUUGAUCUGAACCUGAAGGGCCCCAAAAUGAAGGGCGAUGUGGACGUUUCCCUGCCUAUGGUGGAAGGUGACCUCAAGGGCCCUGGAAUUGACAUCAAAGGGCCCAAAGUGGACAUCGAUGUCCCUGAUGUGGACAUGCAUGGUCCCGACUGGCACCUGAAGAUGCCCAAGGUGAAAAUGCCCAAGUUCAGCAUGCCAGGCUUCAAAGGAGAGGGCCCCGAUGUGGAUGUGAACCUGCCCAAGGCUGACUUUGAUGUCUCAGGACCUAAGAUGGACAUUGAUGUCCCAGAUGUGAAUAUUGAAGGGCCAGAUGCGAAACUGAAGGGUCCCAAGUUCAAGAUGCCUGAGAUAAAUAUCAAAGCUCCCAAAAUCUCCAUGCCUGAUGUUGACCUAGAUUUGAAGGGACCCAAAGUCAAAGGAGAUUUUGAUGUGUCUGUCCCUAAGAUUGAAGGUACUUUCAAAGGCCCAGAAGUAGACUUGAAAGGUCCAGGUCUGGAUUUUGAAGGCCCUGAUGCCAAACUCAGUGGCCCACAUUUGAAGAUGCCAUCACUGGAUAUAUCUGCCCCUAAAGUAACUGUUCCUGAUGUUGAUUUGCAUCUCAAGACACCCAAAAUAGGAAUUUCUGGGCCCAAAUUAGAAGGCGGUGAACUGGACCUUAAGGGGCCUAAAGUUGACCUAGAAGCUCCAACCUUAGAUGUACACAUGGAGAGCCCAGAUGUCAACCUUGAGGGGCCAGAUGUUAAAAUUCCCAAACUUAAGAAACCCAAGUUAGGAUUUGGGGCAAAAGGCCCCAAAGCUGACUUCAAGUCACCCUCGGUCGAUGUGACUGUUCCUGAGGCAGAGCUAAACGUCGAGACUCCUGAAAUCAGUGUCGGUGGCAAGGGCAAGAAAAGUAAGUUUAAAAUGCCUAAGAUUCACAUGAGUGGUCCCAAAAUUAAAACCAAGAAACAAGGAUUUGAUUUGAAUGUUCCUGGCGGCGAAAUUGAUGCCAGUCUCAAGGCUCCUGAUGUAGACGUGAAUGUUGCCGGGCCGGAUGCCACACUUAAAGUCGAUGUGAAAUCUCCUAAAACCAAGAAAUCUAUGUUUGGAAAGAUGUACUUCCCUGAUGUAGAAUUUGACAUUAAAUCAUCUAAAUUUAAAGCGGAGGCCUCCCUCCCUAGCCCCAGAAUGGAGGGCGAAAUCCAGGCCUGUGACCUGGAUGUUUCCUCGCCAGGGAUUAAUGUGGACGCACCUGACAUCCACAUUGAAGGCCCAGAUGCUAAAGUCAGAGCACCGUCCUUUGGCAUUUCUGCCCCUCAAGUCUCCAUCCCCGAUGUGAACGUUAGCUUGAAAGGACCAAAGGUAAAGGGUGAUGUCCCCAGUGUGGGCCUGGAAGGACCAGACGUAGAUCUGCAAGGUCCAGAAGCGAAAAUCAAGUUCCCCAAGUUUUCGAUGCCCAAGAUCGGCGUCCCCGGCGUGAAAAUGGAGGGUGGGGGAGCGGAGGUCCAUGCCCAGCUGCCCUCGCUUGAAGGAAAUCUGAGCGCACCGGGUGUUAAGCUGGAAGGGCCUGAUGUGUCUCUGAAGGGGUCAAGAGUAGACUUGCCUUCCGUGAACCUCUCUAUGCCCAAAGUCUCUGGACCUGACCUCGACCUGAACUUGAAAGGACCAAGUGUGAAGGGAGACCUGGCUGUCUCUGGUGACAUCAAGUGCCCUAAAGUAUCAGUAGGUGCUCCGGAUCUAAGCUGGGAGGCACCUGAAGGUGGCAUUAAACUUCCCCAAAUGAAGCUGCCCCAGUUUGGCAUCUCCACUCCAGGGUCUGACUUGGACAUUAACAUCAAAGGGCCCCAGGUUACUGGAGAACUGAAGGGGCCAGGCAUGGAUGUGAACCUCGGAGGCCUCAACUUGAAAGGGCCUCAAAUCUCGGCACCGGACGUGGACUUGAACUUGGAAGGACCAAAAGUGAGAGGGAGCCUCGGGGGCACUGGGGAGCUGCACGGGCCCUCCGUCGGAGGAGGGCUCCCGGGCGUGAGUGUUCACGGCCUGGAAGGGAACCUCCACAUGCCUGGCAUCAAGGCCCCUGCGUGCGGUCUGGAGCUGCAGGGGGGGAAGGUGAGACUCCCCACGGGGCAGGUUUCUGGCCCUGAAAUCAAAGGCGACCUGAAAGGUUCAGGAAUCGGUGUCCACGGGGCCGCUCCCGACAUUAGCGUGAAAGGACCUUCGUUUGCUAUGGCGUCUCCUGAGUCCGAGCUUGGUGUCAGCUUGAAGGGCCCGAAAAUCAAAGGAGGUGUGGAUGUUUCAGGGGGUGUCAGCGCCCCAGACAUCAGCCUGGGUGAAGGGCAUCUGGGCGCCAAAGGUUCUGGGGUCGAGUGGAAAGGCCCCCAGGUCUCUGCUCUCGACCUGGGUGCACCCACGCUGGCCGGUGGACUUCAUUUCUCAGGACCAAAGGUGGAAGGAGGAGGGAAAGGAGGCCAGAUUGGACUCCAGGGUCCUGGGCUGAGCGUGUCCGGGCCGCAGGGUCACUUGGAAAGCAGAUCUGGAAAAGUAACAUUCCCUAAGAUGAAGAUCCCCAAGUUCACCUUCUCUGGCCGCGAGCUGGUUGGCAGAGAAGUGGGGGUGGAUAUCAACUUCCCCAAAGGCGAGGCCGGCGUCCAGGCCGGUGCCGGAGAGGGCGAGUGGGAGGAGUCCGACGUCAAACUGAAGAAGUCCAAAAUCAAAAUGCCCAAGUUCAAUUUCUCCAAACCGAAAGGGAAAGGCGGCGUGACCGGCUCGCCAGAGGCCUCCAUCUCGGGGUCCAAAGGGGACCUGAAGAGCUCGAAGGCCAGCCUGGGCUCUUUGGAAGGAGAGGCAGAGGCCGAAGCGUCUUCGCCCAAAGCCAAGUUCUCCUUGUUUAAAAGCAAGAAGCCGCGGCACCGCUCCAACUCCUUCAGCGACGAAAGAGAGCUCUCGGCGCCGUCCACGCCCACCGGGACUCUGGAGUUCGAAGGCGGCGAAGUGUCGCUGGAAGGCGGAAAGGUCAAAGGGAAACACGGGAAGCUGAAGUUUGGUACCUUUGGUGGAUUAGGGUCAAAGAGCAAAGGUCAUUAUGAGGUGACUGGAAGUGAUGACGAGGCAGGCAAGUUACAGGGGAGCGGGGUGUCCUUGGCCUCUAAGAAGUCCCGACUGUCCUCUUCCUCCAGCAACGACAGUGGGACGAAGGUCGGCAUCCAGCUGCCCGAGGUGGAGCUGGCGGUGUCCACGAAGAAAGAGUAGCCGGCCUCUGUGUACAUACAUGUAUAAAACGCGACAGCCUUGGGUGUGUUUGUAAUAUAACCUCAGAGAGCAGCGCGCCCGCAGCUCAGCAGCAAGGCCAAGAGCUGGCCUCGCAUCGCCCGGGCCCCGGGAGCUCCCGACGCCUCAGAGUCCCAGGUCUGUCCAGCCGCGUGCAGAGUCAACAGUAUUUGCCUUAAGAUUUCUCUUUUUAUUUUUAUUUUUAUUUUUGCAUUGAACGCGGAGAACUCCUGUUUACUACGCCAGCUUUUGUGUUUAUUAUCCUUAUUUUUACUGAACAUGGGUAGCGUUGGGGUCAUCGGAAACCCACUUACUUUCUCAUUGCAAUGACUUUGCGGGUUUUUGUUAGUGAGGGUGGGGUGGGGUAGAAGGCAGUAAAGGGAACCACACCCCCGUUUCUCCUAAGAUUGGGUCCACUCAAACAGCAAGCCCCCCACGAUGGCCAAGAGGAGUGGGCGGGCAGGGCGUGUGGGUGUUUCUUUAGAAACCCUGAGCAUUGCUGUUCCCCCCCCCCCCGCGGUGGGUGUCCCGCCUGCGUGGUGCUCAGGGUGAGAGGGAGUUAGAAUCUGUGUGCAGUUGGGCCGGCCCCCGGCUCAGCGCGGGGGCUUCCCCUCUGGGCAUGGUGAGGGGAGUGUUUUCUUCAUGGCCACCCUGUUCCCGAUACUAGUUCUGGUUUCUUUUAACAAAUGUUACCGUGAUUAAGAACUUCCCCCCGCACUUUAAUGGCAACUUAAUUAAGAAUGUAAGAGAAUCGAUGCUGUCAGAGGCAAAUAAAGCUGUUUAUUAACCUGA
Messenger RNA from Myotis brandtii (Brandt's bat), 15508 nucleotides. RefSeq names its product AHNAK nucleoprotein (gene AHNAK). Bases 137 to 14698 code for a protein of 4853 amino acids. The record is from RefSeq and is a predicted model, not a curated record. Gene Ontology annotation, molecular function: protein binding. Gene Ontology annotation, biological process: regulation of RNA splicing. Gene Ontology annotation, cellular component: nucleus; cytoplasm. The transcript has 7 exons. Lineage: Eukaryota; Metazoa; Chordata; Mammalia; Chiroptera; Vespertilionidae.